This is a messenger RNA of Arctia plantaginis, 2220 nucleotides long. NCBI's taxonomy places the organism in Eukaryota, Metazoa, Arthropoda, Insecta, Lepidoptera, Erebidae. The record is from the annotation of a GenBank genome assembly.
AUGAUUCGCUGUACAGUGUUCGCAUUUUACCUAAUCGCAACUAAAUUUACAUACGGAUUCAACGGAGACAGCUUUGAACUGGAAUGUCCUGACGAAUGUGACUGUCAUUAUUUCCGAAUAAAUUGGGUGACUGAUUGUUCGGAGAGUAACCUGACAGAGGUCCCGUACGAUGAGCUGAGUCUGAGCGUGUAUAUUUUGGACUUGAAUGGAAAUAAUAUUACGACUCUGAAGCCCUUUCCGACGGACAUCAAGAUGAGGAGACUACAGAUAGCUGAUAAUCGUCUAACAAGGGUGGAGAAAGAAGCCUUCAAAGGUUUGGAGUACCUGAUAGAUAUUGAUUUAUCUGGUAAUAAUAUUAGCUACGUCGAUCCAGAAGCUUUCUUAGACAGUCGAGGGCUUCUCAACGUAGAACUACAAGAUAAUCCGGUAACCAAGGUGGAGGGGCCUUUUCUAAUAUCUCCUACGCUGCAAUACCUAGAUAUCAGCUCGUGCAACUUAUCUACAAUCAACACACAGUUUUUCGACAACAUAACCACACUUACCACCCUUGAUCUUUCCAACAAUCCACUAAAGAUUCUGGAAGCAGGGAUCUUUGAUGUUCUAACCAGCCUCGAAACCCUCAAACUGAAUGACUGCAAGCUUACUGCCAUAUCCGACCACACAUUCUCGACCGCAGUAAACAUAAAGUUUCUAGAACUGGCUAGCAAUUAUUUGACGAAUACAGAUUGGCCUGAAGUACUCGGGAAAAUGGUUCGACUUGAAUAUUUGACCUUGAGAAAAUCUGGUCUUACGUCUCUUUCGGAAGACACGUUCUCUAAUUGCACUAAUUUGGUCACGCUCAUUUUGGCAGACAACGAAUUACGUGAUUUGGACGUUGCAACCAUGUUGGGCAAUAGCGUCACCCAUCUCGAGCUGCUAGAUCUGUCUCAAUGUAAUAUUCAGAAUCCAAUAUCCGGUGAAACGUUCUCGAAUGCGAGUAGAUUAAAAAGCCUUUAUCUUUCCGGAAAUCCUUUAGUUGCAACCGAUUUGCAGGAAGCACUAGAGCCAUUAACUAAACUUGAAAGACUAUUUUUGAGUGACUGUGGACUCCACGAUCUGCCUGACAACUUUAACGUGUUUGACAAUCUCUUAGAGUUAGACAUUUCACACAACCCCUUAGAAAACGUAUUUACUAAGUUGCUGGCGCCUCUGGAAAAGUUAGAGUAUCUGAAUAUGGGAUACAGUAAUCUGUCAUAUAUUGGCCCAGAUACUUUUGCUAAAAUGACGUCAAUGAAGAGGUUAGUACUGUCUGGUAACGACCUACUGUCCCUAGAGGCAGGGCUCUUCGGAAAUCUGACUCAAUUAACUACAUUAGAAUUAGAAUUCUGUGGCUUAAAAAGACCGUUGAACGGUUUGGCGUUCUUUAAAAAUUUGACUUAUAUGGAUUUACGAGAAAUCAAGCUUGGAGGUAAUCCUUUAGUGAUUCCGCCAGCGGGGCCCAUCUUUCCAAAAAAACUGUCACAAGUGACGAUCCUUGACCUCAGCAAUUGCAACAUAACUUCAUUAAACGCAGAGGCUUUCCAGAAUACCGAAAAUAUCACUGAACUAAAUCUAAGUGGGAAUCGCUUAAGGUCUGCGGAACGAAGUCUGUCAUUCUUAGAAAGGUUACACCACUUAGAAAAAAUAAAUUUAAGCAAUAAUAAUCUCACGACCAUAGAUCCUGAUGUGUUCGCUAAUAAUCCUAAACUGCAUUCGCUCAAUUUGCUGGGUAAUCGUUUUAUAUGCGAUUGCAAAAUCGCAGAAAUGUGGGACUGGGCGAAUAUGAUCAAAGGAGAUCUUGAUGUAUUGAUCGGUGCUAAAAGUGCUGAAAAGGACAUAGUAGUUAAAGGCAACAAGAAAAAGAAACACUUAUUCUGCCACUACAAUGAAACACAACUCCGUAAUAUGACUUCAAUGGUGAAUAAGACAGUCCCAGGUAGAAGGCCUUUUACAAAGCCAAGAGAAGUAACAAUGGCCAAUAGAACAUGGGCAAAAUACGUUCGGGAGUCGGGCUGCGAACCGGUUGUUAAAAUUCUACGACCUGUAGCGUUGGUGGCUCAGGUGUUUGAUUUCCAGAAGGGCCAUAGUGUUUCAUGCGGAGUGAUGAUUGUAGCUACUAUAGCAGUGUCUUUAGGAUUAGCUACAGUAUUGAUGACGAUUAAAUUGUUCUUUAGGAAAGACACGAACAGAAAGGUUAGAUAG